Molecule: messenger RNA, 2382 nt
Organism: Sabethes cyaneus
Lineage: Eukaryota; Metazoa; Arthropoda; Insecta; Diptera; Culicidae
Product: brain protein I3
Exons: 2
Coding region: 73-531 (152 amino acids)
Source: RefSeq, a predicted model, not a curated record
UUUGUGCGUUUCAAUUUUGUAGAUUAAUUUUUUGUUCCGCUUUUAAAAAUAUAUAGUUUAUAAAUACUAUUCAUGGCUGAUUCAAGGAAUCCACCAACGUAUGACGAAGUCAUGUUAGGAAAUAGUCAGCCAGCGGUACAAGAAAUACCAGCUGUCGUUUCGAUAAUGCCGUCGGCUCCGUAUCCUCAACAGCAGUAUUAUCCACAUUCCAACAUUUCUUCGCAAUCCGCGCCAAAUUAUGGCUCAAUGGACUACAGCGGACCGAAAAUACCACCAAACGCUCCAUCGCCAGUCGUUAUUGCACCAGGCAUUGGAUCUGGCAUUAGCGGAAUGUCGGCCAAUACAACUACCGUGGUGAUUCCUCAAGAAAUCUUAAUCGUUGGUGGUUGUCCAGCUUGCCGAAUUGGAAUGUUAGAAGAUGAUUACACUUGCUGCGGUAUAUGUUGUGCUAUAUUUUUCUUCCCGAUUGGCAUACUUUGCUGUCUGGCCAUGAAAAACCGCCGGUGCACAAAUUGUGGUGCACAGUUUUAAUCAACCAUAAACUAAACGGGUGUCCAGUUCCUUGUCUCUAAAUAUUGGAAUGUGAUCGGAAUCUUCUCUCAAAGCAAAUUGACUACUAUCUCAUCUAUGGGUACGUCUCUUCUGUAAUCUAGAGUUCUAGUUAGUAAUGUACGUUUAAUUCAUUUUCAUGUCAGGUUCUUGGAUAUAUCCCUAUUAUAUGCAAAAUGUAUAUAAAAUGUUAAAGAUUUAUCCGAUUUUCAUGUGUGUUUUUCUUAUCAAACACAAAGCCAUGGGUAGAAAACGUUCUAUAAAACCAUGGGUAUAAGACGUUCUGGGUAUAUUUUGGUUAGCACAUCCAGGAUCCGUUUCUACAGUACUUCUUAUUAAGCGGUUAUAAACGGUAUUAACGGUUACAAAACGUACAAAUUUAACCGCUUCGUGAAAGAUAAAUCUUUAGAUUUCUAUUGCUUACUUUCAGACUGUAAACCUAACGUAUCCUGUUUUAAAAUAAAUGAAACUUAGGGUUGAAAAAGUAGGUAGGUACUAGCGUCAUUUCCAUAUGCUGAAUAAAGCUAAUUGACGAAUUAUCACUUCGUGUAGCUUGUUUCACACAGCCUUCUAUAACGACCGGAGCAGAUGUUCGAAUCAAGUUUUCAUCUGCGGUAGGAGUUGGCCUUCGGCAAAACGCGUUGUGAUUCAAUAGAAAUGGACACAUUCCAGCGUUACGGGACACCCAUUGGUAUCGAGUGAAUCGCCUCCUGUUUCACCAUUUUUUUGGCAAAUAGCUUGUAAAAAAGUUGUUUGAAGAGUACUUCAUUUUUCAGUAGAAUGCCAGGGAUUUAAAUAAACAGGAAUCGAUCUGCAUAGUUGGGAUAGUGUUCCGUAACGCUGGAAUGUGUCAAUGGCUCAUGUAACCGUCAUCAUGGCCGCAGAGUCUGCUUUUGAUUUAAGGUUAAUUGGAAUUUGAUCCAUUUUGUUACAAAAGUGUUCAAAAGAAUAAUUCAACACAUCAUUUAAUGCUGGUACCUAGUCGUAGUAUAAUACUUCACACAAUUUAAUUAUUACUAACCAGAUUACUAACCAGCCUGAAAACCUAACGGCAUUUUCGCUUUCCAGAAUAACCAUAUUACGGUGCUGCGGAAGUCUUACAGUAUUGCGUGCGAUGCAAGCUAAUGUUUUUUUUUUCAAUAUUUUCCAGUGACGCAUAAGUUAAAAAAGGAUAUAAUUUGACCCAUGUCUGAUGGGACAGCCAGGUGAUAACAGGAAGUGUGGCGUACUCUCCGUUUCCUUUGAAACAGUGUUCCCACCAUUACUUUUAAAUCAUGACAAAAGUCGACCCUGGUUAACCUGGUUUACUCGAUCCGCAAUUUCCCCACCGUUAGGCAUACAUUAUUUGAGGCCAGCAUAGAUAUUUUUUGUUUCAUGUUCGUAGUAUGUAUACAUAUUUAAGUAUACACAGAGAAAAUUUCAUGCAUAUCCGUCAAAUAUUUAUCUACAAAGUACUCACUCAUUUAUAACGACGUGUUGAAGCGAUUGAAUGCGAAACUUUGAACCUGUUUUUCUUAAAACUGUAUUCAAAUUAAGUGAGUAAGAUUUCGGAAAACGACUGAGUCGAUCCGUUUCAAAUUUUCACAAGCUUUUAAUGUAUAUUUUCUAGUAAUUAAACGAAGAUUUUUUUCUCACCAAAAGUGAUCAUCAUAUGGGUGUAGGGUGUUGAUCAUAUGGACAGUUUAGGAGCAAAAUGCAUUCCAAAAAUCGAGUUUUUCUACAUAUUUGAGAAUUCUCCAUUAGACCAUAAAUUCAAUUAUAAAAAUAUUUUAAAAAUUCGAAGUUCCCAGAAAACUCUAAUAGGAAUUUUCAGAUUUUUACGGACAUCGCUUA